GCCUGGCAUCAGCCGAACCCGAAGCAGUUGCCGUUUCGCUUUCACAUCGCAUCGGCUGCGCUUGGGGCUCCUCUCGCGCGAACACGAACUCCCAACCGACUCACACACGAACAGACGGCGAACGGCGUUUUCGGCUUGGUCGCUCCUUCUGGACGAUAAACACGCACCAAGACCACAGUAGGCGUACGCGUGUUUUUGAAUCGUCGGGAUUUGUCUCUAUUCCUUCGCUGUCGUCGCGCUCGUAUUAUUGUUGUGCAUCGGAAUUGAACCACAGCAGGCGGGCAGGCUUGCGAUGGUCACGGGUUUUUGGAAGUGAUUUAUGCGUUGUUUGUGUUCCGGUCCGGAAGAAAAAAAAACUAGAAAAUACGGAUACUGGAGAAUCACGGCCAGUUUCCGAGUGUUGUUGUGAAGGUGAAAUUGAAAAAAAAAACACCGGUCAGAAAGGAGCGGGCACGAUUGUAUUGUUCGGGAAACGAGUGAGCCAGACACCGAACAAAAAGGUGAAUCAGAGGUGCCAUGGAUUAUUUAAAAAUGAUCAGAUUAGGGUUGCUGUGAUCGAAGUGAUUAUUUAGUGAUAGAGCGUGAUUGUGGAAAGGAAAAUCUGACAGAUUUAUUAAACAUCACCAAAGUGAAGAACGAAAUUGACGCAGUGCUGUGAAAUAUCGUCGGACGUGCAGCCUACUGCUUUAGACGACCAGGAACGCCUCUCCAACGACUUUUCCGGGUACAGACAAUCAACGAAUGCCUCAGCACAGCACUAGCAGUCACUAGGAGCAAACAUCAACAGCGAGCAACGGUCGGGAAACCCUCAUGGAAAGCAUGACAGAGCAUGGAAAAAUUAAUCCACUUUGAAAGGUUGACAAAAUAAACUGGCAUAACUAGGCAGGACCUCCACACGUUCCGUUCGUUUUUCGCGCAAUUGAGGUCCCCCCGAGGCGCGGUGAAACAAUCAAUGCCAAAUUGAUGAACUGAUUUAUGCAAAUCGGGUUUGCUGCCGAUAAAGAGAGAGAGAGACAGACAUCACAAGCUGUUGUUGAUUCCGCGAGUCGAUUCACGAAUCACGUUUACCUUACACAUCGUGCAGUGCCAUAAAAUAAUAAUCCUGACCCAACCCAACCCCCAAAAACCAAUAGGCGGGGGGUGAGCCAGGGCAAAAGCAAAAGCUGCUUCCGGUUUCCGGCGUUGGGGUUACCUCCGAUGAGGAGAAAAGUGUGCAGUUGUGAUUCUGCUCCAUAUGUGCAAUAAGUCGAUUCAUUUCGGUGGUUUCGGUGCAUUUUUGUGCUAGUCGCGUGUGAUCGAGAAGAAAUUGUUGGUUCGUGAAGAAGUGAGAAAAUCGUCGGGGAGAGAAUAAUGCAAGAAAAUAGCAUUGCAGCAGGGGCAGCAGUAGCAGUUCCGGUGUCCGGUGCGACAGUUACGGCGUCCGGCAUUUCCGGGACGGCGGGUGGUGGUGGCGGUGGAGGAGGAGGAGGCGGAGGUGGUGGGAGCGGUGGUCACCAUACAUCCCCCAGUAAUGCCACAUCUUCCGGACAGACGCCAGUGUCUUCGCCUAGCAAUAGUAGUAGUAUCAGCGACAUCGAUCAGGCCCAGUUCGAGGCGGACAAAAGGGCGGUGUACAAACAUCCACUAUUCUCUCUGUUGGCGUUGCUACUAGAGAAAUGCGAACAAGCAACACAAGGCUACAUUCCCUCCUCGAAUUCGUCCAGCCCGAAUGGGUCGAGCAAUGGUACCAGCGAAGGCGACAGCUUUGCCCGGGAUAUUCAGGCUUUCGUGCAAUUGCUAGAGAAGGAGAAACGCCCCCUGUUAACCAAUAAUUCCGAACUGGACGGCCUUAUGAUCAAAGCACUGCAAGUGCUGAGGAUACACCUGCUCGAGCUGGAGAAGGUGCAAGAGCUGUGCCGCGAUUUUUGCACCCGCUACAUUGCCUGCCUUCGUGGGAAGAUGCAGUCGGAGAAUCUACUCCGAUCGGAUUACGCCAUGGAGCACAACAACAACCUGUCCAACUCCAACAGUCCCAUCAACAGCCCGGAGCAGGAUCUCUCCGGAAGUGCUCAAGGAUUCUACCAAAACGCCGACUAUCUGUCCGGAAACGAUACCAAUGAAUAUAGCAAUAUGCAAGUAGGCCAAUUCCCUCAGCAGCCGCCUGCGCAAACGACUCCUUUCGAUCCUGUUCCACAAGAUCUUUCCAAUCCAAGUAAUCCGGUAGCUACUAACCACUUACCGGUAGGUCUUCCCGUCCCACAAAAUCCUCAAUAUCUGCCCUCUCCAGCCCAAAUCCUUGGAUCCACCCCUCUGAGUCAAAUCGGCGUCGCUCCAUUACCCCUGCUAGAUCCCUUCGCCAACGGUCAGCUGUCUCCAAGCGGUAGCUCAGAUGAACUCGACGACUCGGAGCUGGACGGCAGCGUUGACGAACACGGAAAACGAAUCAAACGAAGCAUUCUGCCCAAACACGCGACUAGCGUUAUGAGGGCUUGGUUAUUUCAGCAUCUAGUCCAUCCUUAUCCUACUGAGGAUGAGAAACGUGCAAUAGCCGCCCAAACCAAUCUCACGCUAUUACAAGUCAAUAACUGGUUCAUCAAUGCUCGACGCCGAAUCCUACAACCGAUGCUCGAUAAUAAUUCCGACAGUUCCGCACAAAGUCCACCACCCGAAGAUCUACAACAAGGCAAACGUCACUGGUCCGUUGAUAACCUCUUGGGCGUAGCACCUGUGCCAAGUCACCAUUAUCAGCUGGCCAACAUUGAAAACAUAAGCUCCAACGUCAACCGAGCAGCGGCAUUCAGCAAUCGCCACAAGCUCCACGCAUCCGCCGCUGCAGGGUCAAACCUAUACCCUAAUCCUGCGGUAAGUUCCGAAGAAGAAUCCAGCGAGUCAAGCCAUACUCAUCUAGUAGGCGGACGCUAACGCUUCAUGGACAGCUAGCAAAUCCAACGCAACCUCAACGUAAAUCUGCAAAAUCUAGUGUGCAACCAAAAUGCCAUAAUCAAGUCUAGUGUCAGGGACGUCUCGUUCCCGAAAUGUAUUUAUUUAGCAACUCCGUCAGAAAGCAACAAUUAUGCGAUAAGAAACACUACACUCAA
Aedes aegypti (yellow fever mosquito) is the source of this 3077-nucleotide messenger RNA. RefSeq names its product homeobox protein PKNOX1. Gene Ontology annotation, molecular function: RNA polymerase II cis-regulatory region sequence-specific DNA binding; DNA-binding transcription factor activity, RNA polymerase II-specific. NCBI's taxonomy places the organism in Eukaryota, Metazoa, Arthropoda, Insecta, Diptera, Culicidae. Gene Ontology annotation, biological process: regulation of transcription by RNA polymerase II. The transcript is spliced from 11 exons. The record is from RefSeq and is a predicted model, not a curated record. The coding region runs from base 1351 to 2901 and encodes 516 amino acids.